Porites lobata is the source of this 29805-nucleotide messenger RNA. NCBI's taxonomy places the organism in Eukaryota, Metazoa, Cnidaria, Anthozoa, Scleractinia, Poritidae. The record is from the annotation of a GenBank genome assembly.
CAGAGAUGCUGUGUUCAACCACUUUAUCAGCCGAGUUCGUAACAACCUUCAUGUCGUACUGUGUAUGAGUCCUGUGGGGGAUGCUUUCCGUACUCGCUGUCGUAUGUUUCCCUCACUUGUCAAUUGCUGUACCAUUGACUGGUUCACUGAGUGGCCAAGGUAAGUUUAGAUCAUUAUACGUUUCUGGAAAACUGCCCACCUACCCCUCCCCUAAGCCAACAUUAACACUUACUUCUCACUUAGGGCAAAAUGUUGACUUAGGAGAGGUGUAGGUAGGCAGUUUACCAGAAACGUAAGUUUUCAAAAGUCGCUACACCUCUUACUGGGCCACGCAACAAUUUAGCCAAUCAAAAAGCGCGAAUGUUUUUGAUGGGCGAAUGUUCCAUAUUUCUGAAACCGCAUUCCUUUUUACUCGAAUCCGCCUUCUGUCAACGCGAAACCAGUGAAUCCGGUCACUGUAACCGUAUCGUUUUUAAAUUGCUCUCCAAAGCGGUUAAGGCUUAUCCUAUCCACAUGAAUCAAGAUAAAAAAAUAUAUAUGCGGUUUCAAAAUGUCCGUAUUCGUGUGGACAUGGCCUGAGUGGCCAAUGUGAGUUUUACAAGGCUAACGCUUCACCAUAACAACGCUAUAAAUUAGCCAAUCAAAAUGCGCGAUUUUGGGGGGGGGGCGGGGGGGGCAGCCCUCUUACAAGGCCAAGCAAGAUCACGUGCUAAACAGGGAUGCGAACUGAAUUUGAACAGUUUCUAGAAGUUUGCAUAACUUCUCGACAAUAUGGCUUGUCGUCGAAAGAGAGAAAACUGUCUGUAAUAAGCGAGUGUCUACUGUAUUUUUUCCACCUUUGAUAAAAGGAAAACUUGUCAACGAAAGCCUGAUCGUGAACUGCUAGUCGAAAUGAGGCUUAUUAAUAAGUGACUUUUGUAGUCUCCUGUUCAGGUUCUCCUAAUAAGAUAGAUGUUGAAAAAAUGCGAUCCUUUUCUUCCAGAGAAGCGCUUCUUUCGGUAUCGCAGAACUUUUUUGAGGAAGUGGAUUUGGGUGCUGGUGAUGUUAAGGUACGUACAUUGUAUUUUAAACUAACGGCUUAACCCUUCAAUUCCCAUAGAGUAACCAACAUCAAUCUUCUCCUAACUAUAUUAAUACCUUAUCAAGGGAAAAAUUUAUGAGAAUAAAUAAAAUGAUCAUCAAAGAAAAAAUGCUGACUUAUUCAUAAGGAAAUACACAGAAAUCAGUCAGCGUCAGCAGCAAAAGCGCUAAUUCACCAUUUUCGCCGAGACCAUAAUGCACCUUGUUAGGUUAGUGGUUUGCAGUUUCCCAUGAAAAACCUGAUGCUAAAGGUCUCUAAUGACUAAGGCGCGUUUGUUUGACCAAAAUAAGAAGAAAUUGAAUGCGCCCUACAAAUCACCUGUUUAGGCAAAUCGUCGGAUUGUAACCUCUCCAAAUGUAGUUCAAAUACAGUAUUAUUAUGCAUGCAGCUUUUAAGUGGUCCAAGAUACCUGGUAAAAGGAGAUUUUUAACACCAUUUCUGUACAUUCCUAUUCCGGAAGAGCGUCAAUCGAGCACGCAAUUAAGGUGGAUUUCCACUGUCACGUAAUUUUUUUCGGUGCGUACGCACAUAAAUUUUACGCGCGUAAAGUAGAGGCAAUGUAUGAAGGUCGCGCGUAUACUAACGUAAAAGUUGAACCUCGCUCAACUCUCAGUUGACUGUAUUGUUAAGGCUAAAAAGUCGUGGUGUAUUCUUUGCAGGACAGAGUGGCUGAGAUGUGUGUGGAGAUCCACACAAGUGUUAGUUCCAUGGCCGAGAGAUUUUACGCUGAGUUGCGACGACGAUAUUACACGACUCCCACCAGUUACCUGGAGCUUAUUAACCUGUACUUGGGCAUGUUGGACGAAAAGAGAAGGUAAUUUACUACUCUGCUUAGGACCUAUCGGCACUAGCAGACUAAUUUGGAAUUGUCUUUGAAAAAUCCAAACCAAAAAUUGUGUGGUAACAAUUUUUAUUUUGAAAAAUGUAUCCGUACUGGAAACUAUAGAGCGUUUUCACUCACGUGGCUAGCAUCUAUGCUAAUUUACUGGAACAAAAGAAAUCAUUUACGUGAGAAAAGAGUUCAACUCCUGGAUGAUUUUCUUGGUACACCAACAUAGCCGCCGUUUCAUGGUUUUGGAGCACCAAUAUGGCCGCCGUGACGUCAUAUGAGGACGCUCUAUUAACUCUUAUUAGGUUGUUACAUGUCACAAUACUUGCAUUUGUUGAUGGAACGAAUAAUGGCUUGACAACAAAUGAUUGAAAAGAAAAACACAUUUACUUUUAUUUAGUGGAUUUUGUCCAGUCGUUUUAGCCUGUUCCAGGCUCACAGAUAGUAUGGAUGACGCUUAAGUGUAAGGCGCUCGAAAAUAUAAGCGCGUGAUUUUGGAAAAGGUGGCGGUGGCGGUGGCGGUGGCGAUGGCGGUGGCGAUGGCGGUGGCGGUGGCGGUGGCGGUGGCGGUGGCGGUGGCGGUGGCGGUGGCGGUGGCGGUGGCGGUGGCGGUGGCGGUGGCGGUGGCGGUGGCGGUGGCCAUUUUAUUUUCGUGUUCGCGCUUUCUCAGGAUCCGAUUAUCUCGGAUCCUGGAACAAGCUAGUCCAGUUUUUACCUGGGACAAAUUUUGUUCGCGGUGCCUUUAAAGAUUGUCCCGUCUCGGACAAGAUUUGUAAAAUCGCGACAAACCAACUGUAUUUGUUAAGCGUUGGUGAUGACAGAAAAUUUGCCUAAAUAUACAGCUUUUUCGCUAGUGCGGGUCAGCCCUUAUGAAGCAAGAGGAAGGCAAAAUUCGUUUGAAAGAAAUGCUUUUUUGUUUUGGGCGUAAAAAUUUUUAUUGUUUAACAAGAGUUUUUGGCCACCCACAGUGCCUGUAGUUUUUAAGUACUUUAUUUAAAAAAAAGGAGCACUAAACACUCACUAUAAUGUCAAUUACUAAUUUUCCAGGCAGCUGAUUGGCGCGCGGGACCGAGUGAAAAACGGCUUGAAGAAGCUUCUCGAAACUAAUGAUCUUGUGGAUAACAUGCAAGUUGAGCUAGUAGCACUGGAACCUCAACUGAAGCAAAAGUCGCUUGAUGUAGAAAAGCUCAUGGAUAAACUUCAGACAGAUCAGGAGGAAGCUGAUAAGGUGUGUGACUUGGAGAAUUAUUUAUUGACACUAGUACUACUCUCCAGGGUUCGCACCCACCAUGAAAGUCCUUAAAAGUCCUUGAAAAUUGCAGUCGGUGCUGGAAAGUCGUUGAAUUUCAAUGCUUACUUUAUAGUUUAAGUAGAACAUCCAAAGAAAAAGGAGAAAACACAGAAAGACCUUCGGGAUGAAAUUACUCAUGUUGUGGAAGAACUAAAAAGGAUAUGGACUCAAGGCUCUAUUUUGCGCUAAAUGGAGUCCUUAAAAAACAGGAAAUGUGUUCUUGAAAGUCCUUGAAAAGUCCUCGAGUUUUUUGUUCAAAAAAAGAUACGAACGCUGACUCUCGAAAGAAAAAAAAGAUAGCUCCCGCAAUCGACCAGCAAAUCUUCAGUGGCCUUGUGUUCGUCGUCGCUUAAAUCAUCGGACCCCACUUGCCCACAACGACGGUAAAAUGUCAGCACAAACUGUCGAAACAUAACUCUUGAUAACAGCUUCCCGCACACCUCACAGCUAUUGCCUUUAUUUAUAGUCGUUUUCAUCCGUGUAAUUAUGUUGUAGGUCCGUAAAGUUGUGUCAGCGGAAGAGGAAGUUGCCAAGGGAAAGGCAGAUGAGACCCAGGCUAUCGCAGCCGAAGCACAGAAAGACUUGGACGAGGCUUUACCCGCACUAGAUGCCGCUCAAAAGGUGAGAGAGGGAAAAAAUGCAAGAAAACGUUUGUGACGAUACUCUCUCAAACUCAUUAAUAAUUCAUUAAGAAAAUACAAAGGAAAUUAAUGUUUAAUGAGUGUUUGGAAAUCGGAUGAAACACUGCUUAGUAUUUGCAUCCUUAAUUUCUCCUUCAAAAAUGAUUUUGUUUGAGAAGAAAUAUCAAACAUUCGACACUGUGUUUCAUCACCAGAUGAAACACCUCGAAGUUCGUCAAAAAUACUCCGCUGCGCGUCGUAUUUUCAACUCUCUUCUCGGUGUUUCAUCUGGUGAUGAAACACUGCAUCUCAUGUUUGAUAUAUUACAUGCAAGCUUUAUAACUCCCCGCCUGUUUCUUUGUUUUACGCUCAGUUUAACAUUCUUGGUAUUUAACCCUUGUAUAGAAACCUCCUAUCAAACAAAAUCGGGGACAACGAAUGUGAGCGAACGAACGCUGAGGCUUUCCCCAGGGAAUUCUGUGAUUCAUUCACCAGUCACAACACUGAAAGCUUCUUACGUAACGGCAUUAACAUAGCAGCCAAUCAGAGGCUUUCCUUUCAUUCUAGAGAAACCAGAAGACGAUUAACGGCGGCGUGACACAGACGUCUCUUUCCCCGAUUUUAUUUGAGAAGAGGGGGCGUCUGUACACAUGCUAUUGGUAUUCUUUCUUGGUGAAUUUUGAUCUUAUUAAAACUUUAUACACUUUAACUCCUACAGUACGCGUUUGAAACGUCGCGAUCAAUAAUCAAGCGACUAUCGUAACACAAACGAUAAACGAGCCCUCUUAUACACAUACAAUGAUAAAUAAAAUCUUUCGUGGCAUUUAUCCACUUUAAGGACAGACUUAAUUGUGGCUCGAAACAAGCGAUUCAAACUCAGAGGUGGUUUUCCGACUUUUCCACGAGCAUACUCACGUGUUACUUAUUUCUCUCGUCUCCAGGCCUUGGAUUCUUUGGACAAAUCGGACAUCUCAGAGUUACGUGUGUUCACCAAUCCCCCAGAGCUGGUCAUGACUGUUAUGGAGUCUAUUUGCAUUCUACUAAAUUCCAAGUAUGUUACGCAGUUUUUCCUUGAGGGUGGGGAGGGUAAGGAAUUCGUCUACACUUAACACUGUUUUACAGUACAGAGUAGGCUGGUAAGCAGUAAUAAGAGGUUAAAGGCUACGCCUCGAAGUACGAUGGAAAUUCGUUUCUCAUAGACUCUGUUAGGAUCGUUAAAACACCCGACGCGAUACCCACCACAACUGAGGGCGAAAAUCAGUUACAACUGCCUCUGUGUUAUUGCAUAGGUUUUUAUUUUGUACAUAUGUUUGUUUUGACACCAGACCUGACUGGGCAACAGCCAAAGGCAUUCUAGGAGAUGCUAAAUUUUUGUCCAAACUUAUGGAAUAUGAUAAGGUAGGUAUCAAAAGUACUGAAAGUGAAAGGAAUAAGUCUGUGUAAGUAAAGCUACUAAGCAGAACUUUCCUGUGGUACUGUUUAUUAUGUUGUACAAAGAUGUUCUAACUUUUGAGUCUGUGGAUGAAAUCCUAUGGUGUGGCCAUUCAAAUGAAAGCUACUGAGCAGUACUUUCCUGUGGUACUGUUUAUUAUGCUGUACAAAGAUGUUCGAACUUUUGAGUAUGUGGAUGAAAUCCUAUGGUAUGGCCAUUCAAAUGAAAGCUGCUGUGCGGUACCCACCUGUGGUACUGUUUAUUACGCUGUACAAGGUGCUUCUAACUUUUGAGUCUGUGGGUGAAAUCCUAAAGUGUGACCGUUCAAAUAAAAGCUACUGAGCAGCACUUUCUUGUGGUACCGUUUAUUAUGCUAAGCUACAGAAUUUUACAGUGUGAGUUAAUGUGAUAAAUAAGUAGUCUGCUAUUUGAGUUUAUUGUUGUAGAAUGCCACAUGCUAAAACGUCUAAACAUAAGGUCGAUGGAUGGAUUUUGACCACUUUCCUGAUGACCUUAUAUUUUAGGAUAACAUUCCUGACUCAAUGCUUAAAAAGCUGAAAAAAUACAUCGAAAACCCCAAGUUUACACCAGAAAACGUGGAGAAAGUUUCGAAGGUGAGUAAAGACAUCUAGCUACAGCCAUUUCCUAGUGAAAAAAAAUCACCGACCGUGUAGACUGCUACCUAGACUUCCCAAAAGUCCUUAAUUUUUUUCCCUUGUUGGUUAUGCCAUUUUAAAGGACUCGAGACUUCGUCGCUCGCUCGGUCGCUGCGCGACCUCGUGCUUUGAAGCUCGCUCAACACUUCUGGUGUUGGCCUAGAAUGCUUUUCCACGUGAUAAGCAUCUGCUUUUCCACGUGAUAAGCAUCCCUUUUAUAGUGCUCCAUUCUACCCAUACUGCACUUCAACUGCCCCAGUCCCCACUGCUCCCGUGCCGCAGAAAUAUUUCAUUUCCGGCUAAUUCGUAUCCACUCAAACGCCAGAAAUUCCGUUUUGUUUUUAUGAAUGUUUACCGAAACACUUGAGUGGAAAUGUUUGGGCCAUUAGCUCAAACCAGUUCUUUUCUCUGUGCCUCCGUCAUCGUUGAUAAACUAAAAAAGGUGAACUUUUCAUUUAACUGUAAUUCUGAAGCUCUGGAAACGUCAGGUAUUACCGGGCUCUUGAUUCCUCUAAGCAGUUUGUUUUUAUUAUUAGAGAGUUUUAGAUCCGAGUUUACCGCGAACCUCUAACCGCGGUUUGCGGCUACCCGUUUGCGGUUCGACGUUCAAACAUAAUUCGAUUUAGAUUGGCGGUGGAUUAAACAAGUGAAUUCUGGUUUAUUUUUCCAUUUAGAAAUAGAGGAAAAAUUAAUCAGUGAAAAUAAAAAAGAAAUUUACGGCAACACUGGGUUAUCUAGCAGCAAAGAGCUGUAAAUUCUUACAUUAGUUCUUCUUGCAAUUUUACGGCCGCCAUUUUGAAUCAGCAGCCAUGAAUGGCACUUGUUUUCAAGAUCCAAUAGGAUUUAUCAAAUUUAGCAUUUCGCCCGAAUUUGUGCCUCUGUUAAUGUAUAAAGACUUGCUCCACAAGAUUUUUGUAUCAUUACGUGAGAUGAAACAAGAAUUAUACGCUAAAAGCUUUCAGGUAAAUGACAUACGUGAAAACUCAGCUCCCCACGUUGAAAACGCACGUUGUAAACCUCAAACGUGACGCGAAAGACUUGUCACGUGACCUCCAGCGGUUAGAGGUUCGCGGUAAACUCGGAUCUAAAACUCUCUAUUGUGUGUAGAAAUACUUCACCACUUUUACCCCGAUUUGUGACUUGUACCGUUUUGUUCACAUCAAAAGAAUCACUGUCACCAUCUGCAUAUUCGCUUCUUUUGGUCCAAAACCUAAAGGUUUGGUGAUUAAUGAUUGGUUUCCUGUUUUCAGGCUUGUCGUUCCAUGGUUAUGUGGGUCAGAGCCAUGGACUUGUAUGCAAGAGUUUACCGCACAGUGGAGCCCAAGAAAAAGAGGUUUGUUCUACUGUAAAUAGAUUAAACCUCAAUGUUGUCGCCCGGCAACAAUAGCAGUGUAUUUUAUAAAAUAGUUUAAAUUUUCCCGUAUUUCUUCUCAGUUAUUAGCAGCCUGCGUAGCACACGGUUCCGUUUCCUUUUAGUGCAGCGAAAGAAGCGCGAAAGACGCGCGAGGGGCUAACCAUUUUUUGCUUGACGCCGGCCGUAUUCUGACAGAUCAAAGGCAACGACCUAUUCCGUAUUUUGUGUACAAUACCAAAGAGGAUACUUCACGCCGAAGAUUUAUAUAUUGAUUGCCACAGUGCAUUUUUGGUGUACUAAGUUCUUUUUAAAAGGAUGUUUUACAUCCAGGUAUUUCUAUAUCUUAGAGUGUUCUCCUUCUUAAUACAGUCACGUGACUCCUGUUGUGAGCCCGUGAGCCUUCUUGAUCAGCGGUAAUGGUUGCAGAGCAUUUUAUAGAUUCGAAGGGGCUGUGAAGAACAGCGUUUAGUGCAGAGAUGUUUUCGCUGGAAAUCCUGGGGAUUAUGGGUGCUUUUGUACUUUAUAAUUAGUAACUCGUAAAAAAUAAUCCCAUGUUCAUAUCACAUUUUCUUUAUUAGACUUGCUGCAGCACAAGUUGAACUGGAUGCUGUUAUGGCGACCCUCAAAGAAAAGCAAGACAGUCUGGCAGCUGUUGAGGAAAAGGUAUCUUUUGGAAUUUCGGUUAUUUAUUUUGACGGUUUGCAUAGCAAGUGCGGUAGAAGUCUUACGAAGAGUUCGCGAACAACGGGAAGACCAGCUCAAAAUGUAAAGGAACCCCUUUACAACAUAUAACGCCGUCAUUAGCCACAGCGACAAACCUCUUUGUUUUCCAAUGCAAAUUUUGGUCAGAAAAAUACUAUUUAGCAUAAGAACAACAUGAUUUACAUAAUAAAACAGGAAGGUUUGCGUCAAAGCAAGGUCAACCACAGCCUUGUUGCUCUUUUUGACUUCCAUUAUUUGGUGUUAUUAGAUUGCAGAGCUCCAAGCGGCGUACGACAAUAGCAUAGCGGAGAAGGAAACGUUAACCAAGAAUAUUGCCCAGACGGCGGCUCGGCUGAAGAGAGCGUCCAAACUAACUACAGCUCUUGGAGACGAACAAGGACGUUGGACUGAGAAUGUUGCAGUACGUUAAACGCAUUUGGCAAUACUGUUGUUGUUGUUUUUCCCAAGAUGUUUAUUCAUAUAUUUACUCAUUUAUUUGCAAAUUCUGGUUUCAGUUGGAAGAACAAUUUCCUAGAGUGCUCAACUUUAAUUUACAGGAGCAAUAACUUCUAGACUUAAGAGGUAGUUCAUCGCCUUAUAGAGCGUUUUCACAUGACGUCACGGCGGCCAUAUUGGUGUUCCAAAACAAUGGAACGGCGGCCAUAUUGGUGUACCAAGACAAUCCUGUGGGAGUUGAAUUCUUUUCUUAUGUAAAAACUUUCUUUUGUUCCAAUAAAUUAGCAUAGAUGCUGGCCACGCGAGUGAAAACGCUCUAUUGCGACAAUAUUGUUUCGUAUGGUCAGAAAUGACCACACUCAUCAGGUAAUUACAGCGAUGAACUACCUCUGAAGUCCAGAAUAAUGUUUCAUUUAUUUUCAUUUAUUUAUCUGUUUAUUAAUUCGUUCAUUUAUUCUCAUUUUUUCUAGGCGUUUGAGCUAGAGAUCGGUAAUGUGGUUGGAAAUGUGUUUGUGGCGGCAGCUUGUGUAGCGUACUUUGGUGCGUUUACGAGUCUAUACCGCAAUGAGCUUAUCUCAUCGUGGAUACAGCGCUGCAAAGAACUGGGGAUUCCUGUAUCGGAUGAAUUCAGUCUCAUCAAUGUCCUGGCUGAUCCUUUUGAGAUUCGACAGUGGAAUGCUGAUGGCCUACCCAGAGAUCCAGUAAGUAAUACUGAACUUGAGCAAAUCAAACAAAAAAAAGCGACUGUUAUCUGGGUCAAAACAAAGACUUUUUCAGCUUGUAUGUUUUGUUUUUUCCCAAUUCAGACCACGUGAUGUUUUUGUCUCAUCAUGAAUUAUGCAUACAUAUGAACGUGGAUAGGGCGGAGUUGAAUUCGGGGCCUCUGGAUUGCAGGUUCCUCUGCUCUCACCGCGCGGCCACGCUGUCUCCGUAGAGGAGGGAUGAAGGUCGUCUCCAAACGUUUUUGCAAAUCCUCUCCAUUAGUCGAUAGUUUAUCACGUCAUGACCCUGUAUAAAAGCAACAACUACCACCUUUCCAUUUUCACCCUCCUAUAACGGUGGAGGGCAUAUCCUUAACUGUACGCUUAUUUUUAUUCAUUCACCAUUUUCACAUAGACCAUAAUACACCUUGUCCCCCCCCCCCUUAGACUUUUUCAUAUCCAUUGUUUCCAAUUUCUCCUGGGUAUUACAAUCGUCCCAAGAGAAAUCGAAGACAAUGGUUAUGCAAGGUUUGGGAGGGUUAAUAUAGGUGCAUUAAAGGCCUAUGUGCAAAUGGUGAGUUUAUUUAUACCUGUAUUCACUUUUUUUUUCUCACUUUCUACUGACCCUUGGGUCGAACGCCACUGUUCUCUCGAGGAAGUGUUAUAGAGACUUCGGGGAAACGAACAACAACUUAUCUUGCAUAAUAAAUCACUGGGGUGUGUUUUACUAACUGCUUUACAUUUUGCACUUUGUAGGUGUCCAUUGAGAACGCUAUCUUGGUAACAAGAGGACGACGGUGGCCUCUGAUGAUUGACCCUCAAGAUCAGGUCAGUCACUCAGGGAAAAUAAAUGACAUAAUUAACAAUUAUUGGUUGAGGCUGGGUAUCAUCUGAAGAAUUAUGGAGAUCGAGGAAGUUUUGGAAACUUUCCAGUGGAACGACUCAGUUAGUCGAGUUCCAUUUACCUUCCAAAUGGAUUUUUCGGGAACUUUUUUUUUGUAAUUUAAAAACGAACACAUUCAACUCACUCUGAGAAGGACAACAUCGGGACCAGCGCUAUUUGUCCGUCUUAGAGAGAUGCCUGCUGUUGAGAGUGUCAAAGAAUACGAAACUAAACUCUGGUUAACUGCGUCUGCGAAACAGCACCGAAAUCCUUGUUCAAUGUCCACAACUGUGUACCCGGAUUUGAGUACGCGCCAUGAUUUGCCUGUUAAAAAUACCAUCGUUGAUUAGCCAAUCAGGUUGAAGGGAAAUUCGAAACGCUCUUUCAGUAAUUCGUUGAGUCCAUUUGGGGCCCAGAAAAAGAAUAUCAGCACUACAUCGCAGACGUUACUAACCGGGGUUAAAUUACGUCUAGGACGCAGGCUAUAGGUAUUUGUCUUGUAGAACUGUUCGUUCAGAAAGCGUUGACUUAAAUUUGCCCUAUAAUACUACGGUGCAUCAGUAGUAUAGGGCGCACCGGUGGAGGUAAAACAAUAGAAAUGAGGAGGAGGAGGAGGGAAAACAAUAAAAAAUGAGGAGGAGGAGAAGGAGGAGGAGUAGGAGGGAAUAAAAAAUUUGAGGAAGGAAAAUAAUAAAAUUGUGGAGGAGGAGGAAAAUAAAAAAUGAAAAGGAGAGGGGUAAGUAAAACAUUGCUUGCAGUGUAAAAAAGAGCUAGUUUGCCUUUACCCUCUUUAAUAUACACGAUUUGCCCGCCAAAAAUCAGUGAACCGGAACAAGGACAAUCACAGCAGCAGGAAAUAGGAAGUGCAUAAUUACGUUACGUCUCAGUGAUUUUAAGUCACCAGUAUACUUAAUUAAAUCCACCGAAUUUAUUCAUGAGAUGAGGACAAUAGCCUAUGACGUCAUCGGUGUUAAUGUAUUCCUGCUCACGCUAAUGAGAUUCCUGCUCAAAAAAGAGGCCUAACCGGUGCGCCCUAUACUACUUGCAUCCACGUACAUUACAUUUGCAUUGCCAUUUGCAUCUAUUUGAUCAUAAAACAGGCCAAUCGCUGGAUCCGAGCGAAAGAAGCUAAGAAUGGACUCAAAGUGAUCAAACUAACUGACCAGAAUUUCCUGCGCACGCUCGAGAACUGUAUUCGUAUUGGUAUGCCUGUGCUACUUGAAGAAGUUGGUGAGACAUUGGAUCCGGCUCUGGAACCGAUUCUACUGAAACAGACUUUUGUUCAGGUAGGUAGCAGUAACCGUUAGCAGCUUGUAAGGGUUAAUAUUUUUUCAACGAAAUGCUCAACUUAUAAUGAUUUUCAAACUUUGAUAAAUGUUUAUCUGCAUUGGUGAAGUCUAAAAAUUUGAAGUAAAUGUGUUACUACUAAUACGAUUUUCGGGUCCAAACCUUUUUCCUGUGUAAGAAAAACAGUUUUUCUUUUCACGAUGUCAAUGCAACACCAAUAUGCUUUAUUGAAAUAAACUAAAUUUGUAUCAUCUCGGUGGACCUUGUUUGACCUCUCAAGAUAUUUCUUUACAGCAGUUACUGCGUUAUCGUCAUCAUCAUCAUCAUCAUCAUCAUCAUCAUCGCCAUCGUCAUCAUCACCAUCAUCUCGUCAUCAUAACCAUCACCAUGGCCACCAUCAAUCAUCAUCAUCAUCAUCAUCAUCAUCAUCAUCAUCAUUAUCUUAUUAAGUCUGUUUAUGUCAUCCUUUGCAGGGGGGCCGUAUGUUGAUUCGUCUGGGUGAUAGUGAUAUUGACUACGACAAGAAUUUCAAGUAUGUUAUUUUUUUUAUCUGAUUACUUAACAAAUUACCCCCUAAAUUAAAGGGCUUAAGUGGCUUUAAUUUGACUAAUAAAUAAUUAAUGAGGCUACUAAUUUGCUCUGUUUGUAUAACCAAGCUCAAUCAGUAUUGGUUAGAUCCUUUCAAACAAAUUUAACAGUAAUGAAAAAUCCUCAAGUUUUGCUAAAUGCAGGCACGUGUGAAUGGUUAGAUAUCACUUUGGCCAUCAAUAAAGUUGUCACCGGAGGUGGUUAAAGUGCCAUUGAUUGAAUCAUCGUCGCGUUUACCAAGGUCUCUCGUGUCCUCUGAUUUUGUUUAUUUUUUCCUUCCCUGCCAGAUUCUACAUGACCACCAAACUUGCAAACCCUCACUAUCUGCCGGAGGUCUGCAUCAAGGUGACCAUCAUCAAUUUUACUGUCACCAAAUCAGGACUAGAGGACCAGCUACUAAGGUAGGGCGCGGUCAUCAGCGAGAAAUAUGUCCUUAUACAGUCAAACCUGUGUACAACAGUCACGCUUGGGAAAUGGCAAGGUGGCCGUAACGCGUUAUAGACGGGGUGACCGCUGUAUACAGGUCAACUUUGCAGAAAAUAUAAGGCAACUGAAAAUUUUGGGAAGUUGUCCAGUGACCGUAGUAUCCAGGGUGACCGCUAUAUACAGGGCCGUUAUAUACAGGCUUGACUGUAGUCGAUUUUGUCAUGUACUCGUCCAAGUGGAUUUAGCCCUUGCUAAGAUUAUGGGUAGACUUGCUCAUAAUACAAAACGAGUAACGAAAUCGCGAUAUCGAAAACGGGAAAAAGAAUACACUCCAAAUAGCAGAUGUCGUCUGUCGAGUUGUCUUGUUGCCAUCAAUGUUUUUAGACAAUAGUUCGCCGUGAAACGAGUAAAAUGUUCUGCCAUUACUCACUUCGCCAUUACUCUCUUCGAAAGCAACUCAAAUUCGUCCCCAGAUUUUCUCGGUUAACGGUUGAAUAAUAUGCAACUUUGCUGCACUUUUGACGUCAUCGGUUCAAUAUGGCAAAAUUCUUCCAAAUGUGGUCAAAAGUAGCUCGUUAUGAUGAAUUAUGCGUGUGAUUUUGGACAAUCAGAAACGGAGAAAUAUUUCGUAUGAAUAAUAAUUUGUUUUAUCUAUUUAGCGAUGUUGUUCGUCUCGAGAGGCCAGAUCUUGAAGAUCAGAGGAAUCAGUUGAUUGUGCGAAUCAACUCCGACAAGAACCAACUAAAAGCCAUCGAAGACAGGAUUCUGAAACUGCUAUUUCACUCAGAAGGAAACAUCUUGGAUGAUGAAGUGCUUAUCAACACUCUAAAUGAGUCAAAGGUAUGGAGGAAAUCGCGUCCCCCGAACCUCUUCAAAAAUGACAGCGAUAGGAAGCAGCUCCUCGCGUUUUAUUAUCCCGUAAAACAACAAACUCCACUACCCUGUCUUUUUGGAUAUAUUAAAGGGAAUAGUUAAAGAAUUUCCGUACAUUUAUCUCACAAAAUAAUUCAAAUUUUAUUUUUGUAAUUAAAAUGCUGGGAAAUGAAUAUUGCUAUCUAAAAAUUCUGCCCAAGAGGUAUCAUUUGAGUGGUAACACCAUACGAUUUCGUCGACAGGUUUAAAUGUUGGAGUGUCAAAUAAUCUUGCCGUAACGUAGCCUGGAAGUGACAGAGUUAAUUUGGAGUUGGGUUAGAGAAAGGGGAAUGGACUGGAAACGUAACCGAGUCUGGGGGGUGGGGGAUGUCGGAUUUGAAAUCCGAGUAUUUCGGGCUUGAUAUCCAGUCUGAUUACUAGCUGCAGUUGUUUCUCAGUUGUCACGCACUCAUUUCCUCCAUGAUGCCUGUAAAUAGCCGACUGGUAUGUUGCCUGCCUUUUUAGGAAUUUUUCUUUGAUUUGAUAUGACCCAACUUUUCGUUUGUUUUCUCUCCCCAGGUCACUUCCGGAGUAAUUAGCACUCGGCUGAAAGAGGCCGAGAUGACUGAGGAGAAGAUUACUCUAGCUCGUGAGAAGUACCGUCCUGUGGCCACCAGGGGCUCUGUUAUGUACUUUGUUGUUGCCAGCAUGGCUGAAGUGGAUUCCAUGUACCAAUACUCACUAAAAUACUUCAAACAGGUAAAGGAAAUCGUUUGGAUCAUUUUUAGGUUUCAGAGAAACUUCACACCUACCCCUCCCCUAAGCCAACAUUAUCACUUACUUCUCACUUAGGGGCUUGUUGGCUUAGGGGAGGGGUAGGUGGGCAGUUUCCCAAAAACCUAAAUUGAUCCAAUCCUUACACCCCUUCAGCCUGUUAUGACCACAUUGUCGAUAUAGCUCUAACUUUGAGUCUGUAAGAAAAAAGGAAGCGAUGUUUGUGCAAACGUGAAAGACUUGCCUUCAAAUCCGGAUGACCUGGGUUCGAAUCCCGGAUGUGACGCCAUAUGUGGCUUGAGUUCUUGUUUGUUUUUGUCCUUGCUGAGCAAGGUUCCAUUUUUCGGCUUCUCUGUGAAAUGAUCACUUCAAGUUCCAGUUCGAAAUGUAACGCUCGAACACAUGUUUACGAGUUCUCAAGAGCUCGAUAAGUUUGCUUAUGAAAUCUUAUCGUGUAACUAUUCAUCGUGGUCCCACCCCGGAUUUGGACGCAAAAAUUAAAACACUUUCCUCUGGUAUUUCUUCGUGUUGUGAAACACACUAACACUUUACAGUGUUUAAUGGUUUACUAUAUAUUUUUGUUUCAGUUGUUUAACACGUGUAUUGAGAACAGCGAGAAGACAGAUGAUUUGGACAGGAGACUUCAGAUCCUUCUUACCAAUUGUACCAAGUCUGUGUACACAAACGUGGCUCGGUGAGUGUUUUCAUUGGCAUGUCUAUACAUGAUCCGGUUACUCCUUACACUGGAGACUCUGGCUAAUGGCAAAGGUGCGUUGAAUAAACUGCGUAUCAAAUAAAAAAGAUCUGAGAUGCAUCUGUCUGGAGAAAUUUGGCUUUCCACUUGGCACUUGAAAAUGGGCCUAAGACAAGUUAGGCUUGAUUAACUUUAACUUUACUUCCAGUCAUCGCACAGAGUCAACUCAGUAUAGUUUUAUACGGGGAGGUUCCGCCCCGAGGUCCAACCCCUUACCCUUUUACAUACCACCUUUGGCAGAAAAGGUACCCCUUUCGUUUACCUUCUAUUGACUAAUAGCACUACUUUCACAUACCUAGUUUUGAACUUUGCAUCCCUUUUAACUGCUGUAAAUGCACUUUCUUUAAUAUAUGAAUAAACCUCAAACCAGAACGUUUUAUCGACUUUUUCACAGCCAUAAAAUGCAUCUGCAAGACCUUUUGGGCUUUUUUACAGACCAAAAUAACAAAAGUCCCUACUCCGCUUUCUUAUACUUCAACUAGCGAAGUCCUUACCUUUCCACACACCUGAAGCCUGAAAAGGGCACCCCUUUAGGGCAGACAGAGCCGCCCCGUAUAUGUCAUUAUAGGGAGUGCCUCCCGGGUUUUAUGGUUUACUUCUUAACCCGUUGGCCAUUCUGACUGAUCUUCCUCUGCUUCUGUUCAUUGUAUAUCAUCUUUUCUUUCUUUUUAGUGGAUUGUUUGAAAAGGACAAGUUAGUGUUUUCGUUCAUGUUAUGCGGUGAGAUCAUGCGACAACGAGGAGAUAUAUCUGACAAUGAAUGGAAUUUUUUCCUGAGAGGUAGCGGAAGCUUAGAUAAGGUGAGAAUUCUUCGUACCAGGGGUGCGAUACAUUACAGUUUCUACAUUAUGAAAAUUUAUCUGAAUUCUUCAAGUUUGUUGUUUAUGAACCGUGCUGAUUUUCUCCAUCCUAAAACAUCCUUAUAGUUUAAUACUCAACAUAUCGUGACGGUAGUUUUUGACUUGACUGUAGAGGCACAUAAAGAAUAAGCCCGCGAGCAAGCUCUCCGGGGCGCUCUGGCUGAGAGGCGGGAAAAGGAUGAAGAGCUUGAAAUUACGUCUCUGGAAUUUGAAUAUCUGCAUCGAAAAACGAUGCGGAAUGCUGAUUGACGGAGAUGACAUUAGUAAUGACGUCAUUACCUUUGGCUCGUGUUUUUCAAUGUUUGUUUACAUUUGCGCUCGUUUCUGCUUGGCGCUGAUUGGCGGAAAUCUGACAGCUCAGUCGACGGGGGACCACAGGGGAAUUGGAGGUGGAAUUUAAAUUCCAGAGGCGUGGUUGCAAGCUCUCCUUCCUUUUCCCGCCGCGCCGCCAGAACGCCCCGGAGAGCUUGCUCGCAGGCUAAAAAAAGAAUACAAGCUCUGUUGGAAACGUGCAAAACGGACGUAGGACGCAUAACAUAUGAAAAGAGAAAAAGAACAAUUCCUCUGAAAACGUCACAUAGCUUAAAUUUGGACAAUCAACAAAGUAAUUGAGUUGUUCUCGCCAAAAUUUAUGACACUCACUUUUUCGUUGUCUCUACAGGAACGUCCGGCGAAGCCCGACAUUCCCUGGUUAACUGAACACAUGUGGAAUACCUGCUGUGACUUGGAGGUUCGUUUGGUUUGUGAUCUUUCCACUCCCAGUUAUAGCCAAAGACAAAAUUCAAUAGUACUUCCAAUUUGGUUUGUAAAAUACUGAAAAGCAAGUGUAAUUUUUCCUUUGGUUGAGUGCAACGAAUGUGGAAAAGUAGCCUUCUUGGUUGGCGGAAUUUUUCUGCACGCAUGAUAGUUCUGGCCGCGAGGAGCGUGCUCAUCAUUCCUAUCCUCCGCGCGGCCCGACAGCUCUUCUGCUAAACCUUUGCGCGCGUUAACGAUCCCGUCGGCUACACAGGCUAGACCUCGGGUGCGCCAUCAGCUUGGCAUGGCUGCCAGUUGUGUGUGUGAAAUACCAUCAUGUGAAAGUACUGCUUUCUUGACACAUCUUAGGAUCUCUUCAACAGACUCAAUUGGUUGAUUGGUCACAAUUUAGGAUUACAUCCACAGACUCAAACGUGAGAUCUAACUACGCCUUACCUAAUUCGCUCCAGAGUGCACGGUGUUGAAACCCAACGUCUUCUAGUUUCAGUAGACUAUCAAUAAAAAGUUAAAAACAAAACGAAUUUCACUGUAUUCGGGUAUCUUUUUCACCAAGAAGUCAAACACUCAGUACGACAAAUCUUAACUCAUUUCUUUAAUUAUUUUUUUAAGUAUUAUUUCUUAUCCUUGUUUUUUCUUGAAGGACUCUAUACCAGCCUUCAGUGGUUUAAAGGAGGAAAUAGUCAGUAAGCCUGUUAUCGUCAAGAUAGGAUCGAUUGAGGUAAGUGGGUCAUAUUUUACUCUAGAGGGUUUCCUGCCUUAUCCUUUAACUUCUAUGAUUUUUUCGCAGCCAUUAAAAUGUUGUUUUCUUCACAUUUGUUGACACUAGCAGUAGGAGAUAAAAAUGUCGAUGUUGCAGGGCGUUAAAUAACAGGAAAAAAACUGCAAACAAUUUUGCAAACUUGCGAUGAAAAAGAAAACGGUAAAACACUGUUAUUGUUAUUAAUGAAUGGCAGGGAUAAGUGCCGAUUUUUGUGACCCCUGAAAAUGGUGGGAAAGCGAUGAUAUGAAAGACCCUGAAAAAUUGCGGGGAAAUGACGUUAUGAGGUAAUACGUAGUAUUUUUACAAUUCCAAACAUCCCAUUGCAAAUUGGCCGUUAUCUUUCCCAAUCUUAUUCUAAUGUAAAAUAAUAACUCGUUUACUAUGGCAGCCAUUCAGCUUUUAUUAAAGUUAACUGGACUUUUUUUUCAUUGUAGGUUUGUCCGAAUGCCGCGCUGCUGUCGGAAAGCAAAGAUGACGGUAGAACCACAGCAACAAGUGAAAGCACAGAAGCAACAGAGGAACCUGAGGAAGAAGAACAACAGCCCAGUUUAGGAGAGCGACUCACCAGCUUUCAGAGUUUGGUGUUGGUGAAAGCGUUUAGAGAGGAAAAGGUAAAAUAUUAGACAACAGUGACUUUACGAUCCGUCGACGCGAUGCGCGAUAGCAACGACUGAUUAGAUUGCAUUGAAUGCAUUUCAUUCAUUCUUAAUGGAAGUCCAAAGCAAUGCUGGCUAGAUACGCGCCACGCCGUGUGUAAUAUCUACCUAGGGAUUACAGGGUUGUCAUUGCGCUUUUCCCCGGCUUGUCGCCCCCGGCAAUUGGAAAACAGAAGAAAAAUAGAACCAAAAGAAAUCCCUAGCCGUUUGAUUACCCGCCUACUUGUUGUGUUUACCCGGCAACUUGAAAUCUUAGUGACAACCCUGGGAUUAGGAUUGCGUUCUCCUCUGGUCGUCUGCAAUUAACCUGACCUUGUCUCUUGCAGGUUGUGUUUGCAUCUGUGGAUUUUGUUUGUGAAAAUCUCGGCAAGACUUUUGUGGAGAGUCCCUCAAUUGACUUAAACAUCCUAUAUGCUGACGUGGGGCCCACCACUCCGUUGAUCUUCAUCCUUUCCACUGGAUCAGAUCCUAUGAACGCCUUCCUUAGGUUUGCCAGAGAAAUGAGUUACAGUGAAAGGUAAGGUGUUCUGUCUUUAUCAUUAUUAGUGAACUUACGCAACAGGACGGGAGAGGCAUGACGACGGCAAACCUUUUGUGACAAGCGUGAUGAUAAAUUGUUUGAAAUGCUCCUUAUUCACCAUUUUCAUCAAGGCCAAAAACCAACGACGAAAAAAACUAUUUUGCAUAAUUAUUUUCUUCGAUUUCUCUUGGGAUGACUGUAAUACCUAGUAGAAAUUGAAAACAAUGGUCAUGUAAAAUUUUGGGGUUAAAGAAGGUGCAUUAUGGUUUCGGUGGAAAUGGUGAAAAGAAAGUCACUAUAUGCACUUGGUAUCGUUCCACUGUAUAAAUACUAUUAUGUUAUUGUUUAAUACAUCGGGGUAAUUUCUGUAAUCUAUGAUAUCACUGCUUGGUGACAGCUGUUUGCUGUCCUCGCCAAUUAUCGCGAAGCUUAUUAACGUUUUCUCUUCCAGAGUGAAUCUGUGGAGGAGAUCCUUUCCUGUGACCAUUCAAAUGAAACCUCUUCAACCGUACCUUUAUAUCGUACUUUUUAUGCUUCAGCGUAUUGCAAAAUGAAAUUUAUAAUUUUGUCACAUUUUGACUGUAGCCAAUUCUGCCAGGGAGGAAGUUAAUUUUACUUCAAGCAUAAGUCUUCACAGUGAGGAGCCAACAAUUUUUUUUGAUUCUUUUCUAGGGUCCAGGCCAUCUCUUUAGGUCAAGGUCAGGGACCGGUGGCAGAGAAAAUGAUCGCAAAUGCGAUUAAAACGGGAGACUGGGUCUUCCUUCAGGUGAUUUGAUUGCAAAUGCGACGGCUAAAACUUCAUCGGGUUUAAUUCGUCAAAUGUUGGCGACUGGGUUGUUUCCUUCAGGUGAAGAAGAAAAUUUUUUGUGUUCCCGUCCUCGACAAAUCGUGAAAUUAGGCAUUUUUCGUUUUAGUCGUAACAAAUAAAAAAAGCGUGAUGAUUUGUUGUUUUGCCAAUCAAACCUAUCAUUUUUGACAUAAACAAUGCCGUCGCCGUCGUCGUCGCCGUCGUCGUUGCUUGAGGUCCUUAGUAUAUUAUAAUGAUUAAUCACGCAUUGGAGAUAAACAAUAAUGUGUAAAAAUCAUGGAUGCUAAAGGAUUCCAAAGAGAUUUACCCACGGUGUAAACCCGGAACCGUUAUAAAAUCAAAUGAAUACCUCUAUCCCCAAUCGAAAAUCACAGAAGGAUCCAAAAACCUAACUUGGUCUUGGAACAAAGUGCCAUAGCCGGAACUGACCGUGAGAAUACUCACGUGAUCAAAUCACGUGGUCUCGCUUAAUCUCUGAUUGGCUUUAAGAAAAAUGGACGCGAUAUUUUUUCACGCAAUCUUGUAGCUCAGGAAGGCAUGCCCUCUUUGUCUUAUAUACAUGUAUUUUCUCAGAACUGUCAUCUCGCCGCUUCCUGGAUGUUGGCUAUGGAAACCACGAUUAAGAACCUCUCAUCACCGGAAGCGGAAGUGCACGAGGACUUCCGUUUGUUUUUGAGCUCUAUGCCGACCAAGAGCUUUCCCGUGACUGUGUUACAGAACAGCGUUAAAGUCACGAAUGAACCGCCCAAGGGGCUUAGGGCUAAUGCAAAGAGAGCGUUUGGAGAACUCAGCACAGAUACCUUUGAGAACCACAGUAAGAUGAUGUUUUCUCAUUUACAAACCAUUUUUUGUUCAUCGCGUUAUACAUAAAUGAUAAUAAUAAUAAUAAUAAUAAUAAUAAUAUAAUGUUUAUCAUCAUGGAGUCCAAUUCACCAAUUCAUGGUUUGCAACAAUGUGACAGCGACCAUGUUGGUGGUCAAAACAAUAACAAUUAUUUCAAAGAAUUUACAUGAAAAUGGAGUUUAGAUCCCAGAGGAGAGAAAUGCUUUUUUCUUGGCCACCAACAUGGCCGCCGUGAGGUCACGUGCAAACCAGUACUAGGUACUCUUCAGUGGGGCAUUGUUGUUUUUCGUCCUGCAACACGUCAUCAGGUCAACACGCAACACCAAUUCAGAUAUCGCUCUUCUCCCUUCACAUUAUAUCCUAAUAGACCACGUCAUACUCUUCUUGUAUGUUUUUAUAUCAUCUUCUGUCGCCUGUCACGGAACACCUCAAAAGGUAACAAAAAAAGGCGUGACCAGCCAAUAACAUUAUUGGGUCGAUCCCUCGUGAUUACUGUUUAACAUUCCACUGAUGAGGGAAUGUAAUUGAUUCAUCCUCUCCAGUCCUGUAACAUUUGUCUUUUGUCUUUGCGUGACAGUUCUUGGCGUGACGUGGCGUAAGCUCGUGUUCGGUAUAUGCUUUUUCCAUGCCAUAAUCCAGGAGAGGAAGAAGUUUGGCCCUCUUGGCUGGAAUAUUAAGGUGAGAGUUGAGCGAACAAGCAACCGUGGACCUCUUCACAACGUUGGAACAAGGUCCUUAUGGGUGAAGAAAUCCCCUUAUAGAGUUGAGACCCACGUACAUCCUAGUACUUGAUGUAGCCUACGUCGCAGGCGUAGUCCAACCCGUGUUAGUGACGUCUGCGAAACAGCGCCGAUGACCUUGUUCUACCCCCAAAGGACUCGACGAAUUGCCGGAAAAACAUUUUUAAGAGGCCAAUCAUGGCGCGCACUCAAAUCCUGGUACACAGUGGGGCGGGGGGGUUGGAGCAGAACAAGGAUUUCGACGCUUGUUCGGUUAACAGACGGAAUUAACCAGAGGUUUAGUUUGGUCUGUGGCGCAGGCCAAAGAUGACAAGAUACUUGUUGAUGGGGAUAGAAAGGGACCCCUCUAAACCUGUUAGGAAAGCCGAACCUUGGUUACCAUGUUGAUUCCGAGGUUGGGUCACCGUAUUACACUAAUAGGAGUGAUCAUUAGUAAUUUUUUUUCUAAGUUGGGGGAUGCCCUUAUUGACAUAAAUAGAGAUUCGUAUUAACAGUUGUUUCACGCGAUGAGGGGAGUUUCCUGUAUAGAAUUGACAGAGAGAAUCGUUAGAGAAAGAUCUCAGAGUAUAAUUAUAGGCGAUAAUGUCUUUUGAUUCCCCCUGUUAAGGGGAAAGAGGGAAGAUCCCUGUAGUGGCACACAACCGAUAGAAAUAAUCGCUGGUUAACCCUUUAAACCCUAAUAUCAAAAUUGAGAUUAUCAUUUCCUGUCCCUAUACUUUUUCAAUAGAAACAGUAUAGAGAAUUUGUUGAAAUAUCAAUUAGACUUAUCUUCCCUGAUCAUGUACUCAAUUCUCAUGACCACUCUGUUUUACAAAGCGUUGAUAUUACAAGGAGAAAUUUAAUGCUAAUCACUCUAAGGGCUUAAAAGGUUAAAGGAGAAGGGAGCAAUUUUUAGAAUGGAUGUUUUAUUUGUUAUCAUCUGACAAUGUAUGUUCUUAACAUGAUUUUUCACAGUAUGAGUUCAACGACUCAGAUCGGGAAUCCGCACUCGACAAUUUAAAGAUGUUUCUUGCAGAAGGUCAGAUUCCCUGGGACGCUCUUACCUUUAUCACAGGCGAGGUAAUAAACACUUUAUUCAUUUAAUAAUUUUUCCAUAUAUUUGUUUGUUGGUUUGUUUAUUUAUUUGUUGUUUAGACCUCGCUUACACAGGUCCAACCAAACUUUUGAGCGAACAAAAACUUGCAGUGAUCCGCCUUUCUUUUACAUGGGACCCGCGGUACCAUGCAAGUUUUUGAACGGCAAACAGUAUUGCUAUCUGUAACAGAACUUGUACGAUGCCGUGUUAAACGGGUUGCUCGAGUAAAACAUACGUCCUUUCAAAAGUUUGUCCGCACUCGUGUAAACGGGUCUUACUCAUUUAUUGAAGAACAAUAUUGAUUUUAGAAGUCGGGGACCCAACAAAAAAGCAUGCUGUUGAUUUUCAAGAAAACUGAUAUCUGAUGUCUUUUAUUUACUUGCCAAUUCCUCGCUUUUGUUCCCAGAUCACGUAUGGAGGACGAGUCACCGAUGCUUGGGAUCAGCGUUGCUUAACCACAAUUCUCGGCAGGUUUUUCUCGCCUACUAUUCUGGAAGAUGACUACAAGUUUUCAAACUCAGGUGAAGAUUAAAUACGUUCACACAAAACAUGUUCAUCGCCUUCUAAUUUGAAAAAUCAGCGUGAGGUUCGUAUUGCGUUAUUAGGGAGCUGAAGCAACCACGACGAGGACGAAAACAACAUUGUCAAAAAAGAAUUGGUUUUACGAGCAAAACAACAGCUCUGCACGUGCAUCACGCUUUUCAGUACAUUUCUUUGACGUCCACUGCACGACUAUGAUGUGAAACCUGCUAAUGCAACAUUUUAUGGAGGACGUAAACAUACAACGACGAAUUUUCUUUCUUUUUAUGAACCUAGUCCUUAAGAAUACACCUCCAGGAAAAAUCGCCUAAUAUGAGCUGGUCCAAAUAGACGCGAUAGCUUUUGAAAGGAAAAAAAAUCACUUUUUUUAGCGACUUUUUUAUUGUUGUCGUCGUCGUCACCUUGUUUUUGAAGCUCUCUAUUAUCUGCACCAAUGGCUUUAUGUUAAUAGAAACCUCUUCACCUUCCCCAUUUCCUCACCACAGGAAAGUCACACGUCAGGAUUUCAUGCACAGACUAAAAAGGUGGAACCACCUUGUACAGCAUAGUAAUCAAUAUCACAGGAACGUAGUACUCAGUAGCUUUCAUUUGAAUGGUUACACUUUAGGAUUUCAUCCACAGACUCAAAAGUUAGAACCACCUUGUACAGCAUAAUAAACAGUACCACAGGAAAGUACUGCUCAGUAGCUUUCAUUUGAAUGGUUACACAUGAUUUUACCCACAGGUUUAAAAGUUAGAGAAGCAUCCUGUAAGUCAUUUGGUCAACUUUGACGUUAAUAGGUCAUGUAUGUUAUCUUCAGGUAUCUACUUUCCUCCUGGAUUUGACUCGCUACCGGAAUACAGAGAUUACAUUGAUAGUUUGCCGAUUGCUGACGAGCCAGAGAUAUUUGGAAUGCAUAAUAACGCUAAUAUCGCCUUCCAAGUAAGAACACUCUAAACUUAUGAAUAUUAAGCCACCUCUACACUAUCUCUUUCUCUCUUUUUUGCGUUUCGUUUUGUUUUGUUUUCGUCGUGUAAUUGCUCCGGGGAACAGACUUAGAAAAGGUAAACGUGGUAGGAGUAGUUUGUAUUCCUAAAAAGAGUAUGAGGAAAUUUGGUUUCAUCCUAUAUAAGGUUUACGCGAGAAGUAGUGCAGUGCUAAAAUAUAAUUUUUCGAUACCUAACUGUUUUGCUCUUCCCAUUUGUUAGAACUGGCCGGCCAAACCGGUCCAAUUUUAAAGAGAAUUCCACUAUUAAUCACCACUAACAAUUCAGAUCAGUCUAUUUAUAAAUGGUUCGGCCGGCAGUGGUGAGUUUUUAGUGGGAGAAUUUCAAGAAAAAACUGUUUUAUUUUCAAAAUGAAUGGUCUGGCCGGCCAUUUCUGACUUUUGGAAAGUGCUUCUUAGUGAACGUGCUAAACGUUUUUCUUAUUCUUAUUCCCUCAACGCGUUGGGAUACUUUGCUUUGUUGAUUUUGUGAUCAUUAUAUUUUUUUAUCUACAGACUCAAGAGACCAAUGCUCUGAUCACAGCAGUGUUGGAGGUACAGCCUCGAUUAGCCAGCGGAGGAAGCGGUAAAACCAGCGAUGAGAUUGUGUAUGAGCUUGCAGAAAGCAUACUCUCCAAACUGCCUGUCGCACUGGACAUGGAGAAAGCCGAUAAAGCUAUAUUUGAGGUAUGACUAACAGAAAACUCUGAGUUUAUCUUGAAGCCGCGGGCUUUAUAGCCUGCGUAGCUUGCCUAAUUUCGUUUUAUCGCAACGUGAACAUACGACAACGAAUCUCUGUGUAUACCUGGAACGAGAGCAAAAAAUCGCUUAAAAAAUGGGGUGACCGGGUUUAAGUUUCAUAGAUCGAAAGAAAUAUCACGGGGCGUAUACUAAACGUGCCACAAAUCCACUGCGUGAGCGCCGAAGGCGCGAUGGACGCUCCCGAAUCGAUCUAAAACCAGCAAUGAAGUCGCGACUGACCAACUAACCAGCAGAAAGCGGAAACGGGCUUUGAGAAAGUCUAGGCGUCUACCAGAAUUUGACUCCCUUUCCUCCUACCUCCUACUUUUUUUUGCUCUUGCUCCAAGUUUUCGCGCAAUAAGUCGAGCGGAAUCGCUUGUUACGCAGGUUACAGUCUUUUCAACCAUAGCAAUUUUUCUGAUUCUCAGAUGGUCCUUUGUCGUUCGCUGAAAUUCCGCUUUAGAACGAGUGACCUCCGACUUUCGUCUGAGAAGCAGGCUACAGAUAAUAUUAGCGUCUCUGUUUUAACAGAUUUCGUAUGGUACUAAUGACAUAACAGGUGCCAACUCUAUGAUACUCACCUUUUGGCUAAUAUUAUCGAGUUUCUGCAUGUCAGGAAAAAGGCAGAGAAAACGGGUUUCUCCGUCUCCAAAUAAAGUUUAUUCGGAGACGUAGAAAAUCGAUUUUCUAAUGCGGAAUGACGAAAGAAUUUUCACUGGAUUGAUUUUACGAAGUCUUGGAAACCUUUUUGGCUCAAUGUUUUUCGCCUUGUUUCCUUUAAUAUGAGGGUCGAGUCAUCAUUUUACUAGGCUGAUUUAGCGACAGGACGGGAACGUCAGUUGACGACGGGAAAGCGCGCGGAAAGGACUAAACACGACUUCCGGUGCUCAAUUUCCCGCUCUGCCAUUGGUCAAGCCAGUUGUUUAAUUUCGCGCUUUCGUCAACCGACGUUAACGUUCUGUUGCUAAGUCAGCCUGUUUACAUUGCGCAGCGGUUCUGUAUUGGUCGUGUUUCUUAUUUUCAUUGUCUUCUCCAGACUGAUGCUAAAGGACGUGUGAACUCGCUGACUACUGUACUGGGACAAGAGGUUGAUCGAUUUAACUCUCUCUUGAAAGUCAUCAAGGUAAGAUAAUGGCAGGAACAGAGCAAUGUAACAUAGAAAAACAAAGAAAAACCAAGGAGGUCGUCCACAUCAGACGUCAGCGUCAACCCUAAAUAGAGAUCGAAGUUAUGAACUUCCCGCCAUUUUUAAUCAAUUAUUGUCACGUGACUAAUUCACGGAACAGUUCAAGAGAUUUUUAUUCGAAAAAAAUGAACCUGCGAGGCUAUCCAUUUUUGCCCAAACUUUCCCGAUGACCGGCCAAAAUAGGCCAUUUCUGAGUUGCAAGAACUCUCACUUUAAAAAAAAGGCUUACUGCAAAACCUUUCCUGCGAAAAUGACUUUUAUUUGCUCAAAAAUAAACAAACGUUUUGUUAUCAACGGCUUACCUCUUAUUACCUCACUUUGACACAGAGCCUUAGGGCGAAUAAGAAAUGCGCUAUUGUCGAUAUCAGUAUUUUGCUUGAGGUAAAUAACCGCUGUAUCUACUUUUUCAGACGUCGUUACAACAGCUUCAGAAAGCUAUCAAGGGUCUGGUCGUAAUGUCACUGGAACUGGAUAAAGUUUACACUAACUUUUUGAACAAUCAGGUUGGUCUGUUUUCCUAAAAGCUUUUCUGGUCCAAAAUCUCCUUGACGACGGUACAUUUUCUAUCUUAUUUUAUCGAUCGCGGACUUGAGGAAAUUUUACGGUGGUUUUCUCCAUAUCAACGAGACCUUUUUUCUUUUCGCAGGUUCCAACAAUGUGGGCAAAUGCAGCGUAUCCUUCAUUGAAGCCGUUGGGAUCCUGGGUUAAGGAUUUGCUGCUCAGAUGCCUGUUCAUAGAUGUAAGUCAAAUGUUAUGGAGCUUUAGCAUCGGCGACCGCGACGGUAGCAAAAACGUCACUUUUAAAAUGAAUUCGUGUUUCUUGAAACUUUGUCGCGUUUAUUUCAAUUUCCUGAAAAUGUUUAAUAUAGGCGAAUUUCCCUGGAGUUGAUUUCUUGAGGACCGAACUCUCGUUUAGAAAGAGAAAGAACAUUUCGUCGUCGCUUGUUUGAGUCUUCCAUAAAACAUGAAAUUAGGGAUUUUCACGUCGUAGUCGUGCAGUGACGGCAAAGAAAUGUACAAAAAAGCACGUGCAGAGUUUUUGCAAACUACGAAGUCACCUCCCAACUGCAAAGAAUUCCUACGGACUAUGAAGCACUUAGUAACGAUCCAGUGUAAAAACGGCUCUUUUUGAAUAAUUUUACUCCGGUUUGAAGCCAUUUUGGGGUUCAAAGUAUAUUGCCAAAAAAAGGAAGGAGUUACAGAGUUUUGUGCAUAAUUAGCUUGUGUUGGGUUUAAGAGCUUUCAAAAUCCCAGACUGCAAUUCCCUUUAAUCUCGAACUAAGCUCAAUCGUGCUCAAUUUCGUGACGCCUUGUAGUUCUCAAUUUCGUGGAAUUUUUCGUGGUCAAUAUUUUGCCUUUUUCGUUUAUUGGGGGCUCUCAGAUCUGAUUUUUCCUUGUUGCAGUAGAUGGGCUUGGGCCGUUGAUUCUGUUUCCUAAAGAAAAUAACUCUUAAAUUAGUGUAACAGUUCAUUCAUGACCAAACACCAGUCCUUUCACUCUGAAAAAGGUAGGCUGAGAUGAUAGUUUUAACUCAUUCUUACCCACAGCAAUGGAUUCAAUACGGUGCGCCGAAGUCAUUUUGGAUUUCUGGUUUCUUCUAUCCUCAAGGUAACCAAUAUUUAGCAUUGUAUGAAACUUAUAUCUCAACCGAUGCGUGCUAUUCACCUUUCCAAAAAGCUAACGGACGCUACUUUUCUGUGCUGUUGUUAAUUAUGCUGUACAUGGUGGCUGCGAUUUUGCAAAAGAUGGUUCUAACUUUUAAGUCUGUGGAUGUAACAAGUGUGACCAUUCACAUGAAAUCUUCUGUGCAGUACGUUCCUGUGGUGCCGUUUAUUAUGCUGUACAUGGUGGUUCUAACUUUUGAAUAUGUGGAUAAAAUCUUAAAGUGUGACCAUUCAAAUGAAAGCUACUGAGCAGUUUAUUCCUGUGGUACUGUUUAUUACGCUGUACAAGGUUGUUUUAAUUUUCAGUAUAUGGUUCCCUGGUAUUUCCAUCGAAAUAAGCUAUUGAGCAGAUCACGAACUGUAACAUGCCGUAUAAUUUGAUUCGCUUUGACUAUGUAUGUUUCAUAUGGAUUCAAAAUCUUUUGUAAUCCCUCUAAUCGUUGAAUUGUUUGUUAUCGCUAGGUUUCUUGACCGGCACCCUCCAAAACCACGCCCGCAAGUACAAUCUACCUAUUGACCAGUUGUCUUUCCACUUCAACGUGUUACCCAUGUACCGCAACCAAGAGGAAGUGAGCGAAGCUCGAUCUAAACUCGACCCAGACCAAACCCUGCCGAUGGACGAGGAGUUAGAGUCGCCAGAUGACGGGGUCCUGGUACAUGGUCUGUUUAUAGAUGCAGCACGCUGGGAUGAUGAAAAAAUGAUGCUGGGAGAUGCGCUUGAUGGAGAGAUGAAUCCAGUAAGACCCGAUACUUUUCAGCGAUUUUUUAAAAUCCUUUUUUACCGCUAGAAAUACCCAUAAGCGUGUCGGAAUCAGAGAAUAGGCCAUUUUCGCGUAGUCUGCUACACAGCCGAUUUUAGUGUCGUCACGCAACGCUCCUCCCCACUGGAGGAGCGUUGCGUGACGACACUAAAAACGGCUGUGUAGCAGACUAAUUUUCGCGUUGAUGACAUUUGACUACAACUACCAGAAUUCAUUUCGUUUCUCCUUUCUUAUUUAAGUUGUCAAUCCUGUGUAAAAAUCAAUUGACCACUCCAGAAAAUACCAUAACAAACCAUAAUGCUCUUUGUUUUUUACCCUUAAAUUUUCAAUAAGCAUUGUCUUCAAUUUCUCUUGGGAGUUAAAAUGGCCCCGAGAGAUACUGAAAACACUACUUAUGCAAAAUUUUCGGGUGACAAACAAAGAGCAUUAUGGUAUGUUAUGGUAUUUUCUGGAGUGGUCAAUAGCCUUAAUCUGCACAAGAAAAAAAAAACAAACUGAAUGAUCCUUGUAGUUGUACUAAAAUGACGUCACCGUGCACUAGUCCUUGCAGUUCGUGUGCUUUGCUUAACCCGCUGCAAAAGCUACUGGCGAAUAUUUUUCGUGUCACUAGAACAACCAGAUUGCUUGAGUUGAAGGCAGUAAUGAAGGGCUAUGUAUCUUGUUUUCAAAACGCUGUUACUCCGACAAACUUAAAGGCGAGAGAAUAUAUAUAUAUAUUGCAUAAACCGUCAAAACACGACAAUUAGUGAUAGUAGUAGAGAUAACAUACUCGUGUAACAUUCUGAGUGAUGUCUUUAAAUCGACGUGUCUUCUUUAUUUAAGCCCUGUCCCAUUUUGCACAUGGAGCCCCGGAUGAACUACACCCCAGACCCUUCGCUGUACACGAGCCCGCUGUAUAAAACGUCCGCCCGCGCUGGUGUGCUGUCCACAACAGGUAAAGACGUCUUUGAUCAUCGUCUGAUUUAAUAUUUUAACUUGUCACUUUAUUAUUAUCAUCAACAUCAUCAUCGUUGUCGUCAUUGUCAUCAUCUUCAUCAUCGACAUCAUUAUCAUCGUCAUCAGUACCAUAGUUGUCAUUAUUAUUAUUAUUGUAAGUUUAUUAUCAUCAUCAUCGUCGUCGUUACACCGCCAUCGCCAUAGACAUCAUCACUAUCACCAUCAUCACCAUUAUCGUUGUCAUUAUCAUAUCAGCGGGCCAUUUCCGAGUUCCCCCGGGCCUCUGUUUCAAAACGAGGUGCUCAGCCUUUGAUAUGGAAAUCAUUUUUCAUUCUCAUGCAAAUAACACUUAUUUUCACAAGAAAGGUUGUACACCUAGCCUCAUUUUGAAAGUUAGGGGUCUUUGGAACUCGGAAGUGGCCUAUUUCUCAGAAGACUUUCAUGAUGGAAUAGAGAAGCAAUCGCCAUUAGAAUUAUAAGGCUACAAACACGUGAUAAUCUUUUAAUUAAUGGAGCCGAAGACAUGUUACCGGUAUUAAGCAUGAUAAAACUUGAUAUUGGUAAAACUUGCAAGGCAACAUGUUAGCUGCGCCGAGUAAGAUACACCCAUGACAUUGGCGGCCGGUUGCCAAGCGCGGGAAAAAGGGACAGAGCGUGCAUGUACUGCAAAGCGCCAUAACUCGCGCAUCUGGUACUCAGUGCAGGAUAAAAAAAAGCGCCAAAAGUAUGUUGUGGUAACACCCUAUUGGCGUCAAGACUGCAUUUCACCUCUCCAUUCAUUGUCAAUGAUAACAAAAGUUAACUCUAAGCUACGUGCGUCUUUAUGGUGAUAAGGAAAAGCUCUUCUUUUUUUUCCUUGCAGGGCACUCAACUAACUUUGUUGUCGCCGUGUAUCUACCGACUGACCUGUCGUCUGAUUUCUGGAUUGAGAAGGGAACUGCCCUGUUAUGUCAACUAAAUGAAUAGAAACACAUAUCAAUUCCUGAGCAUUAUAUCCUUGUAAAAACAAUAAUAACAUACAUUUUCCGUGUUUGCAGAUUAAUGUGUUAACUGCCAUACUAAAAAGUGUUCAAUUUGUGCUACAAACUAGCGCACGUUUGUCUCUAAGUUUCGUGUUUAAUAAGAUGUCAACCUUUUGCUUGUAACUCAAGCGCUUAGUUUAUGUAAAGCGUGGUUCUCUUUGUAGUUAAACCAUUCAUUGAACAUUUGUGUAGCAGCACUUUUUUUCCGUUAAGCCUGCUGUUAUUUGUUCAAUCUUGAAGUGAAAGAGGGUCGUAUUUGCAAUAAGCGUGAAGAAGGCAGUUUUAAU